AUGGCGGGGCGGUCGUCGCGAUCCUCCGCCUUCCCCUCCUCCGCCUCCACCUCUUCCGCCUCCCCCGCCUUUCCCCCCUCCGUCUCCGUCUCCGAUCUCCCCCGUCCCGAACCCGCCCGCGCCACUGCGCGCGACGACCCGCUCUUCUCCGCAGUUCCGCCGUGCCCCAUGCUUUACGCCGUGCUCCCCCCCGCCUCCGAUCCGCUUCCCCCGCUUCCCUCCGCCCAUGCGCGCGAAUCUUCCCCCGCAAGCAGCGCGCGCAACGCGCACGGCGCCGCUGAGGUUGGCGGGGCAGCGCAUGGGCGGAGGGGAACGCACGCGCGGGCGAAAUCGUGGGACGUAGGGGCGGGCGCGGAAGGCGGAGUGGAGGGGGGAAGAGCGGCGGACGCGGGGAGCGGAGCUGCGCUUCCGCGGCUAGUGCCCGCCAUGAUGACGUCACUGUCGCUCACUGUGGAAUGCCUGAUGACGACAGCAAGUGUCAGCAUACAGGGCAUGUGGGAAGUGGGGGAGUAUGCGGGGGGCCGCGCGCAAGGGGGCGGAGGGGGAGGCGGAGGGGAUGGGGGAGGGGAUGGCGGAGCUAAUGGUGCGGGGGAUGGUGGGGGAAAAGGGGAGGAGCAGCAGCAGUGCUGCGACUGCCUGUUUGUGCUGCCCACGUCUCACAGGGUAGGGGCGUGGGGCGAUUGUGAGUUACCGAGCAUGAGCGAGAUGAGCCAUGUGACAGCAGUGGAGGUGACUUUAGCGGAUGGAAGGUUCCUCGCAACUGCAGUGCUCCCAGCGGACGAGGCAGAGGCAGCGUGCCGGGCGAGCCAAGAGCGGGCGGCAGCCGCCCUCUCCGCCGCCCAGCCUGUGCCGCCCAGGCCCGCCCGGCCCUCGUUCCUGCGCCUUUCGUCUGCUAGCUUCAGCAGGAGCGGGCCGAGCGGCAGCAGCAGGCAUAGGUGGAAAAGCCAAGGGGGAGUGGGGGAUGGGGAUGGGAGGGCGGAAGCGAGUAGGGAAGGCGAGUGGGGAGAGAGCAGUAGAAGAGAAGGUGGUGUGAGUGGGGGGAUGGAGCGAGGGGAGGGUGGGGGCGAACGUGGUGAAGGUGGUGGUGAGAGUGAGAGGAGAAAGGGAGGGGAUGAUGAGGAUGAAGAGGGGGAGCAGGUGGAGGGGAGUGGAGGGCAGCGGCAGCGGUGUGUGGCGAGGCGGCAUGCAGCGGUGCUGCUGGAUGAGAGUCCCAUGCAAACUCCCCAUAUGCUCAGACUCAGAAUACCCAAGGGCAGCAGUGUGCUUGUGCACGCAACGUACGUGGAGGCGAUGGCAGGGCCCAACCCUCAUGGGUACAACGGUAUGAGUUUUCUCAGUCAUCCCUCCUCCCAUCCUUCUCCCGCCCCUCCUCUCCCUCACACGGGUACCACAGAGCAGCAGUGUGCGUGUGCGGGCGACAUACAUGGAGGCGAUGGCGGGGCGGCAGGGGAACAGCGAGAUGAGCGUGCCGCUGACGUUGCCCUUAAAGUGCCCCCCCCUCUCUGUCUCUCCCUCCCCUCCUCCCCCACACAGGUACCCCAGGGCAGCAGUGUGCGUGUGCGGGCGACAUACAUGGAGGCGAUGGCGGGGCGGCAGGGGUACAGCGAGAUGAGCGUGCCGCUGACAGUGCCCUUGGAGUGCGUACCAAUCGACCUGGCAGUGCAGGAAGUGGUGCGUGUGAGCUGCACCAUUAACAGCGGGCUGCAGUGCCCUAUGAAGAUCGGCGACUUCAAUCACCCCAUGAAGGUGGUGCUGGUGGAGUUGGGGCGAGCCACGUUUGUGGGCCAUCCGAGCGACGACGACCCCGACGCCUGGCCCAAUGCCGACUUCACCAUCUCCUUCCAGGUGGUGACAGAGGACGUGAGUGCAGCAGUGCUCGUGCAGGCACCUCUCAUCGGAGACCCCGAUCCCCGUGCCUCCUUCGCCCUUUCCAUCGCUCCUCCUGAUCCCUCCCAAUUCUCGGUAUGCCUCGACCCUCUUCCUGCUCAUGUCUCUUCCUGCUCGUGUCUCUUCCUGCUCGUGUCUCUUCCUGCUCGUGUCUCUUCCUGCUCGUGUCUCUUCCUGCUCGUGUCUCUUCCUGCUCGUGUCUCUUCCUGCUCGUGUCUCUUCCUGCUCGUGUCUCUUCCUGCUCGUGUCUCUUCCUGCUCGUGUCUCUUCCUGCUCGUGUCUCUUCCUGCUCGUAUCUCUUCCUGCUCGUGUCUCUUCCUCACAUUUUUAUUUUUUCCGUUUUCGACCCAUUUCUCUUCCACAGUGCUUGCUUGGCUUCUCUUCCCGUGUCCCUGUGUCCCUUCCUUUGUCGCACCAGAGCUCAGCCGGGCAGUGGUGUUCAUCCUUGAUAGCGAGUGCGGACUGAGGGGUCGUCCCAUGGAAGACGCACACAGGGCAGUGGCGGCGGCACUGAGGCGCUUAAAGCCCCACGACUCGUUCGCAGUGGUGGCGUUUGACUUUGAGCUGCUGCUGCUGGACGAUGAGCUCGAGGCCGCCUCACCUGAGGCGGUGCGGCGUGCGUGCAAGUUUGUGCUGCAGGCGCAUGACUGGCCGCAGCCCACCAACGUGCUCACGCCGCUGCAGCUGGCCGCCUCGCCUGAGGCGGUGCGGCAUGCGUGCAAGUUCGUGCUGCAGGCGCAUGACUGGCCGCAGCCCACCAAUGUGCUCACACCGCUGCAGCUGGUGGGUGGGUGGAGAGCAGUGCAAUUGGGUGGAGAGUGGGUGCUGAGGGGCCACACGGCAGCGCUGCAGCAGAUAGUGCUCAUAACGGACGGCCCAGUGAGGGCGGAGCGCCGCGUGUGCCAGUGGGUGCAGCGCGCCCUGGCUGACUGGGGGGGCACUGCCCCUCGCAUCUCCACCUUUGGCAUCGGCCCAUCGGUGAAUCCUUUCUUCCUCAAGUGGCUUGCUGCUGCCACCCGCGGAUCGUCACAGGUCACCCGCAAUCCAGCGGAGGUGCGUAGGCGGCUGGAUGGAAUGCUGCAGGCCAUGGCUCGCCCGCUCGUCACCAACAUUGCCAUCCGCGACCUGCCGCCCGCCUGUGAGCUCUACCCCUACCCCAUCCCGGACCUCUAUGCAUCGGGGCCAGUCGUGGUGAGCGGCCGAAUGGGUGACGAGGGGUCAGCAGCAGGCGGAGCGGAGGGCGGAGGUGGCCUGCCUUUGCACGUGGAGCUGAGGGUCAUUGAGCCUUCACUCCUACAACUCUCAUCCAUCUCCCUCCACUGCCAACCUUUCUCCACCUCCUCAUCACUCUGCACCCCUCCUCACCCUUUUGCACCCCGCUGCACCGUUGUCACCGUGGGCACGACACCAGGUGGGGGCGGGCGAGCGGGUGGCCAUCCUCACAGCCGAUGCAUGGCUGCACAGCGACCCACACCUGCAGCAGGCGGCAUGCGCCAUGAGUGUGGGAGCGUCAGUGGUAUCAGAGCACACGCGCAUGCUGCUGCUCGACACCUCCCGCCCCCUGCUGGACCAGCUGCACACCGAUCAGCUGCAGGUGCGGCGCACAUGGGUGCUGAAGGAUCGGUGCAUGUUGCAAGGGAUUCAUGGGUGCUGAUUGGUGCAUGCUGGGCGAUAUGA
Molecule: messenger RNA, 3564 nt
Organism: Closterium sp. Yama58-4
Lineage: Eukaryota; Viridiplantae; Streptophyta; Zygnematophyceae; Desmidiales; Closteriaceae
Source: the annotation of a GenBank genome assembly